Molecule: messenger RNA, 1145 nt
Organism: Chironomus riparius
Lineage: Eukaryota; Metazoa; Arthropoda; Insecta; Diptera; Chironomidae
Source: the annotation of a GenBank genome assembly
CUAUCUGUGGCAUCGCAACCUGCUUGACAUCAUUAGCUACCAUAUGAUCCCUCAUUGAUUUUAGUGAACUUUCUAGUGAAUCAUAGCUUGGAAGUACACCUGGUGCUGUCAUUGGCUUCGUCACUAAGUAGUAAAUGUAUCUGUCUGGAUUUUGGACUUUUAGGACUGCACAGCCACCGGAUUUGACCUGGAAUGUGAGAUUUUGAUGGUUUUAUGAGUUAAGGGAUGAUUUUUGAUGGGGUUGGGCUAAAAGUUUUGGAAUAAUUUUGGAUAAUCUUAGCAAAAAAUCUAAAAUAGCAAGCAACACCCAACAAGGAGCUCAACUAAGCAUUAGACAUUACAUUCUGACUCUUUAGAUAAUCAACUUUUCCAAACAGAUCACGAAACUUGACAGCUAUUCCCAUUCCCAUCUUGAAAUCAGCUCCGACACAAUGUGCAAGUGACACUGUGGCUGAGAAUAAGUCGCCAUUUAUAGUUUUCAAUACGAAUCCCAUCGUAAUUUCUGGAAUAUUUUGAGUUAAGUUUAAAUUGUCCGAUUGAGAUUUUGUGUAUGGCCGGCUGAGGAGAAUAAUGUAGUAGAAUUUUUGAUUUGCAGCCAACUUCAGGGUCGCAUUUAGAGUCCAUAGCAUUAUAAAAUAAGGAACUGACGUCAAAAUAACCUAAAAAUCCAACAAAGACUUCAAAAACCAGCAAGAACUCGCAAUAACCAGCACAAAAUCCACCUCAAAAAAAAUCACAAAAUGCAAAUAAAAAUAAAAGAAAUCAACGGCGACGAGUUCCUCAUCCAAAUCGAGCCAACCGAGACAGUUGCAGCACUAAAGUCAAAAAUUGAGAUUGAGAAGAAAAUUUCCACGAUGGAGAUGAAGUUGCUGUUUAGUGGGAAAGUCCUUCAAGAUGACAAGACAUUGGAUGACUAUAAAGUCAGUGAGACGAGUAAAAUUAUGCUGACUAGAGUGAAGGUGGAUUUAAAGAGUUUAGUGCAGAAGGUGCUGACUAAGUACUACGAUUCUGAAAAAGCUGCAUCAAUCGCAACCUUAGUCGUGGCUAACAUGAAGAAAAGAGUUCAGGAAUAUUCAUUAGAUGAUGUUGAAAGACUUGCAGAGUCCUGGAACCAAACUAGAUAAAAUCAUUGAAUAUAUUUUUAA